AUGGGGAGGUGCACAAAGGCGAAGGUGCAUCUACAUUUCAAGGAGGCUGCUCAACCAAAGUUUUUUAAACCGCGUCCGAUUCCAUUUGCUACGAGGCAAGCAGUCGAAGCAGACAUCGAGAGACAAGUUAAGAACGGAGUGCUAACGCCGGUCGACGUUUCGGAGUGGGCUACCCCCAUCGUCGUCGUUCCUAAGCCGAAUGGGGCUGUUCGGGUUUGCGGGGAUUUCAGUGUGACGGUGAACCCGCAGUUGGCUGUAUCGCAGUACCCACUCCCUAGGCCUGAAGAGCUGUUAGCCGUACUCAAUGGCGGACAGCGGUUUUCCAAGUUAGACUUGUCGGAAGCUUAUCUCCAGAUGGAGCUCGACGACGAAGCACAGAAGGUCCUUGUCAUCAAUACGCACAAAGGACUCUUCCGAUUUACGCGAAUGCCCUUUGGAAUCGCCUCAGCACCGGCAGUUUUUCAACGAAUCAUGGAGCAGGUCACCGCAGGCAUACCGUCGGUUGCCUGCUAUUUAGAUGACAUCAUCGUCACAGGCAAAUCCGAUGAUGAGCAUUUGGACAAUCUCCAGCAGGUCUUUAGCCGACUACGCGAGUUUGGGUUUACACUGAAGCGCGAGAAAUGUGCUUUUUUUCGGGCCGAAGUGGAGUACUUGGGGCAUGUAGUCAACGCACAGGGUUUCCGGCCAUCGCCCAAGAAGGUGUCCGCAGUGCUCAAUAUGCCAGCACCCACGAACGUCUCCGAGCUGCGGUCAUUCCUUGGUAUGGUACAACAUUACGGAAAAUACCUAAAAUCGCUUGCUGAUGUCGUUGCGCCCCUCAAUGACCUCCUGAAGAAAGCCGUACCGUGGGAAUGGUCUUCGGGUUGUGUGGAGGCUUUUGAAAAGGUCAAGAUGAUGCUGGUAUCUGUGGACGCGCGUACGCAUUUCGAUCCUGCAAAACCCAUUUUCUUAGCCGCAGAUGCAUCUUCUAGAGGUCUUGGAGCUGUUAUCUAUCACAAGGUCGAUGGCAAAGACAUGGCAAUGGCACACGCUUCGAAGACAUUGACUGCCCCGGAGAAGAACUACUCACAGAUAGAGAGGGAGGCCUUAGCCAUCAUUUUUGGCGUCAGGAAGUUUCAUCAGUAUCUCUGGGGCCGGAGGUUUGUUCUGUACACGGACCAUAAGCCCCUGACCACGAUCUUUGGUCCCAAGAAAGGAAUUCCUGCGACAACCGCCAGUCGCUUGCAACGAUGGGCUUUGAUCUUAAUGAACUACAUCUUUGACAUUCAAUAUACGCCAACUGCGAAAUUUGGAAACGCCGACGGCCUCUCUCGUCUGCCUGAGGGUCCAGAUGGAGACUUUGACCGAGAGAUGGAACGGGGCAUCUUCGACGUCUUCCUGACAGAGGUAAACGUAGUGUUGGACCAUCAGGUCUCUACCUUACCCAUUUCCGUCGAGGAUAUUGCUGUGGCCACGUCACAGGACCCGGACCUGGCCAGGGUGGCUGCAUUCGUUUCCGGUGGUUGGCCGACGCACGUCGAUCCCUGUUUGGAAGCGUUCUUUCAACGCCGCACGGAGCUAACGAUCUACAAAGGAUGUCUGCUCUGGGGGAUACGAACGGUGAUACCACCCAAAUUCCGAAGUCCUCUGCUAAGUCUCCUUCAUGAGGGCCAUAUUGGACAAACAAAGAUGAAGAUGUUAGCUCGGUCCUAUUUGUGGUGGCCGGGCCUCGACAGAGAUAUCGAAAGGGAAGUGAGAAGUUGUGAGCCAUGCGCCUCUGUUGCUGCCCACGAGGUACCGGUGCAACUUCACCAAUGGGAACCCGCAGAUAAACCUUGGGUACGUCUGCAUGCCGAUUUCGCUGAGCUGAAUGGGAAGCACUACCUCAUAGUAAUAGACGCCUACAGCAAAUGGCCGGAAAUAGAACAACUGACAAGCACAGCUGCUGAGAAGACUGCUAUUGCUUUUUCCGACAUGUUCACACGAAAUGGCUUGCCAGAGGUUCUGGUCACCGACAAUGGUCCACCGUUCACCAGCAAGGAGUUUAAGAACUUUCUUCAGGCAAACGGGAUACGUCACGUUCUGACGCCGCCAUACCAUCCGCAAUCGAAUGGUCUCGCGGAGAACUUUGUGCGUACCUUCAAAACAGCCCUUCGCCGCGCAGCGCUGGAAGGGACGAAGGACAGUGUUCGUAGUUUCCUGUUCAAGUACAGGAUAACCCCGCAUGCCACAACAGGGCGCUCUCCCUGUGCAAUGUUAAAUGGACGUCAGUUUCGACACUUCCUAGAUUUUAUUCGUCCUGGUCAGCCCGAUAUCUCCGGUACAGUGCGCAUGUCGCGCGAACGUCAGAAACGCAACUAUGACAAGUGCAGCCGAGACAGGAGCUUUGGGAUAAACCAAAAGGUCUGGAUGUUGGACCCUGGCAAGAAAUCCCACUGGAAAGUUGGUGUCGUUCUCUCCAAACAAGGGUCGGCAAUUUACGUCGUCGAAGAUGAGCAGCAGAGGCGACACCGCGUACACAAGGACCACCUCAAGUGCCGGCACUCCGUUGAUUCCUGGCCUGACCAAGCUUCAGUUCCAGAGGUAUUCCGAAAAGACGAGGUUCCUCUUCCCCCUCCUUGCCGCCGAGAUCCUCGUCCAGAAGAGGGGAACCAGAACGACUUCCACGAACCCCAUGGUAACAAUGACGCUAUUGCUCCUGGUCAUCACGAGCCUGGACAGGUCAUGGGCUCAGGAGAUGCUGCCACCAGGCGCUAUCCUUCGCGUCUCCGGAGAGGCCCCCAACGUUAUGGCUACAGCUAA
Molecule: messenger RNA, 2781 nt
Organism: Ornithodoros turicata
Lineage: Eukaryota; Metazoa; Arthropoda; Arachnida; Ixodida; Argasidae
Exons: 1
Coding region: 1-2781 (926 amino acids)
Biological process (GO): DNA integration
Molecular function (GO): nucleic acid binding
Source: RefSeq, a predicted model, not a curated record